Plectropomus leopardus (leopard coralgrouper) is the source of this 1512-nucleotide messenger RNA. Its product is annotated as cytochrome P450 2J6-like. Gene Ontology annotation, molecular function: heme binding; oxidoreductase activity, acting on paired donors, with incorporation or reduction of molecular oxygen, reduced flavin or flavoprotein as one donor, and incorporation of one atom of oxygen; iron ion binding. The record is from RefSeq and is a predicted model, not a curated record. Lineage: Eukaryota; Metazoa; Chordata; Actinopteri; Perciformes; Serranidae. Gene Ontology annotation, biological process: xenobiotic metabolic process. Gene Ontology annotation, cellular component: intracellular membrane-bounded organelle; cytoplasm.
AUGGAGUCAGUCUUUUCUGUCAUUGCAUCCUAUGUCAAUUGGGAUGUCAAAAGUCUGCUGCUCUUCAUUACAAUUUUCAUCCUCACUGCAGAUUAUAUUAAGAACCGUCGCUCGGACAGCUUCCCUCCAGGACCUUGGACAUUUCCUAUUUUUGGCAACAUAUUCACUCUGGAUUACCAAAGGGGCCAUGAGACAAUGACACAGUUGGCAGGGAAAUAUGGAAAUGUGUACAGCAUGCGAAUGGGCCAGGCGUGGUUGGUGGUGGUAAAUGGGUAUGAAGCUCUGAAAGAAGCUCUAGUAAAUCAGAAGGACAGCCUGGUGGACCGUCCAGGCCUCCCUCUGAUCAUGGACAUGUACCACGGACUGGGGUUACUUCUCAGUAGUGGGAACCUAUGGAAGCAGCAGAGGCGUUUCGCACUUUCAACCCUCAGAAAUUUUGGAUUGGGCAAGAAGUCAGCUGAACAAAUCAUCUUAGAUGAAUUUACAUUUUGUGCAGAAGACUUUAAGCGCUAUAAAGGUAAACCAUUUGAUCCACACCUCACUGUCAACAAAUGUGCCUCCAACAUAAUCUGCUUCCUGACUUUUGGCCAUCGCUUUGAGUAUAGUGAUGAGAAUUUCGAGAAAGUGGUUAUGUGGUUUGGCAAAGGUUUCGUAAUUUUCACCUCCAUCUGGGCUCAGUUUUACAAUGCAUUCCCUAUGCUGAUGAAAUAUUUGCCAGGGCCACAUCAGACACUCCAGCGCAUGUGGAAGGAUGCAAAAGACUUCAUAAGAAUAGAGAUCAAGAAGCACAAACAGAACUGGGAUCCCUCAGACCAAAGAGACUACAUUGACUGUUUCCUGAAUGAGAUUCACAUGAAUAAGGGGCAUGAGGACGAUGUUCGUUUUGAUGAGGAUAACCUGGUUGUAUGUGUCUUGGAUCUGUUUACGGCUGGCACUGAGACCACAUCCAACACCCUGCGCUGGGCUCUCCUCUACAUGGCAAAGUACCCUGAGAUCCAAGCCAAGGUCCAGGAGGAAAUAGACACAGUCAUUGGACAGUCCAGACAGCCAACCAUGGAAGAUCGUGCAAACCUGCCCUACACUGACGCUGUCAUACAUGAGAUCCAGAGGAUGUGCACCAUACUUCCUCUCAGUCUGCCUCAUUUUACCAACAAGGAGAUGAAGCUUGACGGCUACACAAUACCAAAGGGAGUCACGAUAGUCCCCAAUCUGACCUCAGCGCUGUACGACAAGAGACAGUGGGAGACGCCUGACACCUUUAACCCAGGACACUUUCUGAACAAGGAGGGGAAGUUUGUGAAGCCAGCUGCUUUCAUCCCUUUCUCUGCUGGUAAGCGGCAGUGUCUCGGGGAGAGCCUGGCCAAAAUGGAGCUUUUCCUCUUCUUCACCUCCUUCAUGCAGCAUUUCACCUUCUCCAUGCCUGGUGGGGGGAAACCUUCGAUGGAAUUUCUAUUUGGCCUGACUCUGCCACCACGUCAAUAUGAAAUCUGUGCAAACUCACGCCAAGAGUAG